AUGCUAAACGAGAGCUACAAUGAUUGGAUACAUGCCAAAGAUGCUUCCCACGGAAUAACUGGUGACCGUUUACUCGCACGGCUCAUCACGAUGUUGGCUUACAUCGGUGUUGUUAUCGUCGUUUUGCCGACAUCAUUAUGGCUGUAUUCAAGGAUUUCCUCUAAAAAACCACAAAUCUAUGCAAAAGCGGAUGGGUCCCUUUUGGUUAGAGUCAAGAAGAAUGUGCCAGCUCUGCAAAAAGUCUAUAGAAUACCAUGGUGGUGUCCAUUUGGCGAUGCGCAAACGAUCGUAAAUGGUGCGUUGAGGAAAUGUCCGACAUUGCCAUUUGUC
Molecule: messenger RNA, 330 nt
Organism: Ostertagia ostertagi
Lineage: Eukaryota; Metazoa; Nematoda; Chromadorea; Rhabditida; Trichostrongylidae
Source: the annotation of a GenBank genome assembly